AUGGCCUCCGACGACCUCUUCGACGGCCUGCCUCCGCCCGCCGCCGCCCCGGCCGGCGGCGGAGCUGACGCGGCCUCCCUCGCUCCGCCGCCGCCUCCUCCUCCUUCGGCGCCAGCGCCGGCACCGAAGCCCGCGCUUAAGAGCUCCCUCAAGCGGAGCAAGCCCUCCCCCUCCGCCGACGCUACUACCUCUUCCCCAUCGGCCCCCGCGGCUGCCGCGCCGGAAUCCCAUGUCCCCGAGAAACGUCUUCGGUUCAGAACAACCGUUGAUGCAUCAGAAACACAAGUGAUUGAGGCUAUGCAGAAGAUAGCUUCACACAUAGGGAAUACUUCUAAAUUCAGCAAGGCAUCAAAACUAGCUUUGCAACUUAUCGAGGCUGGAAGUGUCAAGCCUGGAACAAUCGGUCAUUUCUUUGCUAUACUAGAGGCUGCGAUGUCUUCACCGGGAGCAUGCAAUGAGCCUUCUGUACGAGCAGACUACCACAAAUUGUUUGAUGCUGCUCAGGGUGUAACAGAGUUAUUCAACCAACAGCAGAAAAAACAAUUUGACAUAUGGGUGCUGCAUGCAGUGGUGGCUAAUGAUCUUUUCACUGAUGACAGUUUUGUGUUCUCAAAGGCUGUAGGAAAGAUCAAAGAUGCAAUCUCAACCCUGCCAGUGGCAACAGUGGAUGAUGACAACGAUGAAGCUGCGGCUCUUGCUGCUGCAAGCAAAACUGAUGCAGUGACGGACAACAAAACAGAUCAUGGUGUUCCAGCUGCAGCUUCUGACUCUGUGGCAGAUGAUAGCACACAUGCGGUAGCCUCAGAGCCAGGAGAAGAAUCUUCUGAUCCUUUCGGUUUAGAUGGUCUUCUUGAGCACAAGCCGAAGAAGUCUGAGAGAGCUCGAGAAAAGGCAGUCGCAGCUCUGAACAGAAAAGCAGACGAGGAGGAAGCAAAGAGAUUUCUCAAGUCACAGCGGGAGGCCCUUCUGAAAUGCCUGGAAAUAUCCGCUCGGCGCUACAGAAUCCCAUGGACGCAAACCGCCAUUGACGUCUUUGCGAAGCACGCGUACGAUAACGCGGCCCGGUUCACACGGCAGCAGCGGGACGCGAUCGUGAAGCUGUGGAACUCGAUCAAGGAGCAGCAGAUCCGGCGGAAGCAGGGCAAGUCGGUGAGCGGGAAGCUGGACGUGAACGCCUUCGAGUACCUCCAGGAGAAGUACUCCCACGAGAAGAUCAGCAUCCGGCACAGCGUCAGCGGUGGCGGCGAGCGCCGCGCCACUGCGUGGCUCGGCUAG
Molecule: messenger RNA, 1275 nt
Organism: Miscanthus lutarioriparius
Lineage: Eukaryota; Viridiplantae; Streptophyta; Magnoliopsida; Poales; Poaceae
Source: the annotation of a GenBank genome assembly